Messenger RNA from Rhinichthys klamathensis goyatoka, 749 nucleotides. It is a transcript of the gene rbp4, whose product is annotated as retinol binding protein 4, plasma. Gene Ontology annotation, biological process: retinol transport. Gene Ontology annotation, molecular function: retinol transmembrane transporter activity; retinol binding. The record is from RefSeq and is a predicted model, not a curated record. Bases 49 to 627 code for a protein of 192 amino acids. Lineage: Eukaryota; Metazoa; Chordata; Actinopteri; Cypriniformes; Leuciscidae. The transcript is spliced from 5 exons.
UUUCCUAACUGUUCUACUCAUUUCCCACAGCUCGAGCACAGAAGCACCAUGCUCAGGUUCUGCAUAGCUCUCUGUGUCCUGGCCACAUGCUGGGCGCAGGACUGUCUGGUCAGCAACAUCACCGUCAAACAGGACUUUGACAGGACGAGGUAUCAAGGAACAUGGUAUGCCGUGGCCAAGAAAGACCCUGUUGGUCUUUUCCUUCUCGAUAAUAUUGUUGCCAGUUUCAAAGUGGAGGACGAUGGAACCAUGACAGCCACCGCUAUUGGCAGAGUCAUCAUUCUCAACAACUGGGAGAUGUGCGCCAACAUGUUUGGCACAUUUGAAGAUACCGAAGACCCCGCCAGGUUCAAGAUGAAAUACUGGGGAGCCGCUGCAUAUCUCCAGACUGGACAUGACGACCACUGGAUCAUUGACACCGACUACGAUAACUACGCCAUCCACUACUCCUGCAGAGAGCUGGAUGAGGACGGAACCUGCCUGGAUGGUUAUUCCUUCAUAUUCUCCCGACACCCUGACGGCCUCAGGCCUGAAGACCAGAAGAUUGUGACGGAGAAGAAACAGGAGAUCUGCUUCCUGGGCAAAUACAGACGCGUUACACACUCUGGUUUCUGUGAGGCUGCCUAAAUGACCACUGCUCAAAAGAGCUUCUGAGGAUGUAAUCUGUUAUAUAUUUCAAGCUGAUAUGUAAAUUAUUAAGCAUAUUACUUAAUAAAAGAGAAUGGAUAAUAACUUUGCACAAAGCAAAA